CAUGUCUGAUGUGGCUGCAAUGUUAAAAACUUUUAAAUCUUGUGACUCGAUCCCAAAGACAUAGCUCAAGUCUGCUUUGCUUUAGUCAGUGUUGAAGUUUUUGUGCUUUUAAUUAUUUUCAUUUUUUUGUGCUAUAAAUUCAUUUUCCAUGUUUCUUAAAAUAUCUUUUGUGUAAAUAACUCAUUUCUCAGGUGCUGGGUAUAUGUCAAAUAUUUAACUUCAUAAUAUAUUGGCAGUUGCCAUUAUUCUACUCCAUAAAUUUUGAUUCAAAAUUCCACAUUGAAUGAUUAAUACUGAUUUGGUGGGCAAUAUGAUGCAAGUGAGGGAUACCAAUCAAUCCAGGUGGUAGAUACAGAUCAAAGCUGUGUUGACAGAUAGAUUAAUCAUUUGCAAUUGUACCUGGUGCUUCAGAAAAAUAGAAACAAAAAGCUUUCUCUAAUCAUUAACCAAACUUGCAUAAAGGAACAACUUAAGUCAAACUUUACCAGUGAAGCUUGUUUAUGUUUUAUCAGAUUUUCAGUCAGAUUUUACAUACAUAAUUCUUAGACUAGAUUUUAAAUAAAAAAUUUAGUCCAACAUUAAUUGUUUGACUAUAUUUAUUAUCAUUAAAAAGUUUGAUUUGAUUCCAGCCAUUCAAUCUUUUUAAUUUUCUUAAAUCACAUUCAACCUGAGAGUUUUCAAGGUUAUCACCAAUAUCUGAGUAGAUUUAUACUUGAUAAAUUCUGUCACAAUAUGGAUGAGGUGCUGGAUAGCCUGAACAGCUUUAAUGUAAGUAGCCAUCACAACAGCACUCAUGCUGAACAUCCACGUUUUUCAAAUUUCAAGUGCAAGACAAGCAAGUCUUCACAAGAAGCAAGGAGGAAAGCUGUCCUUGCUGCCCGGUCCUUGGCACGUUACGAUCUUCUGAUGCACAUGCGUAAUGUGGAUGAAAAAUUGGACCCACCCACUGAGAUUUCCUCCUCCAACACAGAUUCUGAUGUCAAAGAUGUCAUUAUGGAGGAAGUGGAGAUGUGCUACAGGCGGCCUAAGCGCUACCAGGACUUCCUCAUGCUGAGCGAGUGGCUGGUGGAGGUGCCUGACACGUUCGCUUCUUCCUACGUGGUGGUGCCUUGCCCUGUGGGCACCAGGGUGCUCGUUGUGUCUGGCAGUGGGCUGACAUACAUGUACGGACGCAACGGCAAGUGCAUGGAAAGGUUCUACUCAGUGCUGCCUGGUGGGUGUCCCGUGACCUCGCCCAGAGGCUACUCUAUGAUUGACUGUAUCGUCAGCUACGAGACCAACACAUUCUAUGCGCUUGACUUGAUAGCCUGGAUGAACCAGUCUUUUAUGGGCUGUGAGACGCAGUUCCGGCUACAGUGGCUAACAUCUAGACUGAAAGAAUCCUCACCAGACCCUGCAGUUGUGUCAGACGACAACGCUUAUCGUUUCGUGGGCCUGCCGCACGCACCUAGCACGCCUGAGAACAUCCAAGCCAUGCUACAGCACCCAGGUCUUGAAGGGCUGCCCCUGGACGGCUUGCUCUUCUACCACAAGGAAGGUCACUACACGCACGGCCCCACGCCCCUGGUCGGCUGGCUCAAGGCACACAUGCUGCCCGAGAUACUCGACGUUGCUGUACCUGAGGCGCUAAUGGCGACCAGACCGCGAAAUUACGUGUCGCUACCGCAGCACAUCGCCUACGGGAAGCAGGCGCGGGAGGCUCGACUCGCCGCCAACGCUGCUGCCAAGCAACAAGCCCAGCUCGCCAAGAACGAGAGGCGGAGGCAGAAAAAUCUCGCUCAAGCGAAUGACAUGGACACCUCAGGCUCACUGGACUCGAACGCCAGCUCCUCAGAUCCUGCCCAAGACCAGGCCUCAUCCUCCCCCAGCUCUUCUGAGGUUCCAGAUCUAGGCGAUGUCAACACCGACCCAAGAUGAAUCCAGACAGCAACGCAUAUUAUUAAAAACUUGAUAUUUUUUACCAUAGUUGACGUAACUUCUGUUUAUUUUUCCCCUUUGUAACGACAGUCUUACCUGCACUUCAGGUGGCUUAGCUCUCUAUGGUAUUUUUCUCAUUGUAUCUAAAAAUUGGAAUUAAAAACACCAGCUUAUUUGCAAGUGAGGUCACAUUACCCACAUGAGUGAAUAAUGUGGUAGUCCAUAUACCUUAUGAACCGUCUGCAAAGGAACUACCAAGAGAUUUAGUUAUUACUUUAGUAGGUAACUGAGAUGAGGCGGUGGCAUACCAUGUAAAUAGAUUAGCCUCCGUUUAAGUUAUUUUUUUUUUGCCGGUUUCCAUGUGUUUGCAAAUCUUGCCUCUUGAAUCUGCGCUUCGGGAAUACCAGACUUCUGAAGACAAGCGGGAUACUGUGGCGAUGUUCUGCUUUUCCCGAAGUUGCAAACAGCGUGUUGCAUUUGCCCCUGCGCUCAGAUAGUGAUAUAUACUUAUUCAUGGAGAUUAUACGUAAUUAUAAAUUGCGCUCGCAAGGAAACGUUCUCCUAAAGAACUUUGAGCAUAAAUUUAUGCUUCCUUCUUACGUUCAAAAUGUACCGCUUCAUAUUAUUAGAAUUUCAAAGCAAUCUUUGUGGCAUUAUUGCUUGGUUUGAUUAAAUUCCCGGUGAAGUGAGGUCCGCUUAGGAGGUCCGUGACAGGUCUGGCGAAGGUUGCUCAGCUGCUGCGUUUCAAGUGGCCAACGUUUGUUUACAAAUCCUACUCAUUAAUUCUGUUCAAGAAAGCAGCCUCGAGGAUCUAAUACUUCAUCCGCAUUGUUGUAUCUGUGAUCGCUUCGAGGCUCUCGUGGGUCACUAAAUUGUUUUCAGAUAGUUUACAGUCACAUUAUUUCUUGAAUGGACGGGCAAUGACAAAUUUUGGCAAAGUUUUUUUUUUCUAAUAUUGUAUUCCGCGUUUCAUGACUCGAGGACCUAUUGUACCAACGAAUAAGUUGCCCGUACGUUGAUAAAUCGCCGUUGCCUCUUAGCUCUUCGUAUUCUAUGCAAUUCCCACUUGAACGAAAGCAAGAACAACAUAACGUCCGUAACAUGUUCAUCUUGGUUUUUAUGGCUGCUGGAAGAAGUAGUCAGAUGUGACGGAAUGAUUUUCGUGCCGUAGUUUAGAUUAAUUUUGUAUGUAAAAAAGUGGAAUUAGUUUAAGGCUGAGUGCAACACGUUUUCACGUAUUUAAUAUUUUUUUUUAUUGUAAAACCCAUUAAAACGUAGUAAUAAUGCUGGUUCUGCAGGUACUCGAUAUUCUAUUAAUUCUUAUCUUCAAGUUACGAGCAGUUUUGAUAUCCUCUGUGACCUCAGAUGUUAGUUAGCAUUUGUGAACAAAAUCAUUAAUAUCGAUUUUACGGCUCCAUUUGAACUGCGAUUCUUGUUACUUCGCGAUAGUUUUAUAAAUCGGACGAGUAAGUCGAACUGUAUAUUGAUCGAGUUAUAAUAUAAACUCUGCGGCGUCUUCAGUGCGCUUAUGUAAACAAAAGGCAGCCAUGCAGUCCAACAUCUUCACUGCAACAACAAACUUUUCUCGAGACUCAUAAUGACUUAUAAUCAGAGUUUGGCCUCCGCCUUAUUCACUUUCUGUAUCCAUUCUCAUCUGCAGUAUGUUUGUGAAUCAGUCGAAUUGUUUGGAAGUUUAGUCGAUAGCCAUCUGUCUAAAGAAUUUGGUAACUCCUUUCUAUAUUUAUUUUAUCUUACUACGCAAUUUUUUGCAUCUGAUAUCUUUUCAACCAAAGCUAAGAUUUAACUUUGUAUUUGACUCGCCUAAUGUGAUGAAUGUUGUUUGUAAGUAAGUUGGAAGUUCAGAAAAACGGUUUUCUGUGAUUAA
Hyalella azteca is the source of this 3802-nucleotide messenger RNA. It is a transcript of the gene Snup, whose product is annotated as snurportin-1-like. Bases 733 to 1917 code for a protein of 394 amino acids. Gene Ontology annotation, biological process: protein import into nucleus; snRNA import into nucleus. Gene Ontology annotation, cellular component: nucleus; cytoplasm. Gene Ontology annotation, molecular function: protein binding; nuclear import signal receptor activity. The transcript has 8 exons. Lineage: Eukaryota; Metazoa; Arthropoda; Malacostraca; Amphipoda; Hyalellidae. The record is from RefSeq and is a predicted model, not a curated record.